Betta splendens (Siamese fighting fish) is the source of this 4459-nucleotide messenger RNA. RefSeq names its product ring finger protein 157 (gene rnf157). Gene Ontology annotation, biological process: protein ubiquitination. The record is from RefSeq and is a predicted model, not a curated record. Bases 881 to 2971 code for a protein of 696 amino acids. Gene Ontology annotation, molecular function: ubiquitin protein ligase activity. The transcript is spliced from 19 exons. Gene Ontology annotation, cellular component: cytoplasm. Lineage: Eukaryota; Metazoa; Chordata; Actinopteri; Anabantiformes; Osphronemidae.
ACAGAUAAUAGCGGUUCGGACUGGACCGUUAUUUCGCCUUUGUUUCAUUUAGCUUUGAAAACAUCUUUGUUAUUUAUUGAUCGAUAGUCUGUGAUUGUAUUUUACUUUACUGUAUUACUUUGACACGUAUGUGGUUAACCUUCAUGUUUUUAUGACUCUACUUGUUGCCUAAAGGUUUUAGCUAACAUCUUCUUUUUCAUCUUUUUUGACGUUAGCCAAAAAAUAUUAGCAUCAAGCGUCCAAACGCGCGUUUACUCUAGCUCUGUGGGGAUUAGACGGCUUCGUCUCGGUGUGUAUUCCUCAGAGCCGUCCUCUGCACUGCAGUCAGCGACGCUCGCACGUUUGCCGUAGGAAGGUCACGUUAUAAAGCGGCUCGGCGGCUCUGUAGCUGCUGGAGGGAGCAGGACUGCGCAAAAACCACAGUCCGGAUUUGUGCCUGGCUGACGUCAUGGGAAGCCACAGACCUCUUUGACAGGAUCCAACAACCACCAGCAUCGGGGACACAAAGAUCCAGCGGACCGGGACAUGUCGACGAUUGCAGGACGGUCAAUCGAGUCCCGCGAGGCGAAGUGACGGCGGGCGGACGCGGAGAUUUCGCUCUGGUCCGCGGUGCCGCCGCGGUGCGCCACGAGAGCGCUUCGCCGCAGUUCACCACCGCUUGGAGUCUAAAAACGAGCGGCACUUUGAGCAGAGAGGGAUAAGCGGCCACAGAACAAGCGCUAAUCCCCGGGACGGUCACAUUCACGGAGGGCUCGGAUCCAGCGGAGACGGACCGAGCAGCACCGGCGGGAUUCGAUGAGAGAGAAUAAAGAGGCGCCGCGAACAAAGCGAACCUGAAGUGUUAUGCGAGUUCGCCCGUGUGGCCCUGAUUCGGCUGGAAAUGGGGGCUUUAACAAGCAGACAAAACAUAGGUGUGGAGGAAGUGGACAUCCCGUCCAGCUCGGUGUACCGUUAUCCACCCAAAUCCGGGAGUUACUUUGCCAGCCAUUUCAUCAUGGGGGGAGAGAAGUUUGACUCCACACAUCCAGAGGGUUACCUGUUCGGGGAAAACACAGACCUAAACUUCCUGGGGACCAGACCUGUGGCGUUCCCAUACGCGGCUCCUCCACCUCAGGAACCGGUGAAGACGUUACGAAGCCUUAUAAACAUUCGCAAAGACACCCUGCGUCUUGUUCGGUGCAGUGAGGACCUGAAGCUACCAGGUGACGACGCGGCAGGAAAAAACAGAGCGUGCUACAACGUAGAGUUCACCUUCGACGCAGACACACAAGUAGCCAUCACCAUUUACUACCAGGCCAUGGAGGAGUUUCACAACGGGGUGCCCGUAUAUUUGCCCCAGGACAGUUCUCUGCAGUCAGAGACGGUGCACUUCAAGAGGGGCGUCUGCCAGCAGUUCUGCCUGCCCUCUCACACCGUGAACCUCAGCGAGUGGGCUGACGACGAGCUGCUCUUUGAUAUGGAUAAGGAGGUCUUCCCUAUGGUGGUGCAGGCUGUGGUUGACGAGGGAGAAGAACAUCUGGGACACUCUCACAUCCUGCUGGCUACGUUUGAAAAGCACAUGGAUGGAAGCUACUGUGUGAAGCCCCUGAAACAGAAACAAGUGGUGGAUGGAGUGAGCUAUCUGCUGCAGGAGAUCUAUGGGAUAGAGAACAAAUACAACAGCCAGGAAUCAAAGGUUGCUGAAGAUGAGAUCAGUGACAACAGUGCGGAGUGUGUGGUGUGUUUGUCGGACGUGCGAGACACACUCAUUCUUCCGUGCAGACAUCUGUGUCUGUGCAACGCCUGCGCAGACACGCUGCGCUACCAGGCCAACUGCUGCCCCAUCUGCAGACUGCCGUUUAGAGCUCUGCUGCAGAUCAGAGCCAUGAGGAAGAAACUCAGUCCUCUGUCACCCACCAGCUUUAACCCUGUCAUCACUUCACAGACCUCGGACUCAGAGGAACAUUCGACAUCGGAGCACAUCCCUCCAGGCUACGAAGCCGUGUCUCUGUUGGAGGCGCUGAACGGACCCCUGAACACCUCAGCAGCUCCUCCUCCUCUGCACUCUGGUCCCAGCCAUGUGUCUGGAGCUUUGCCCCCAUACAGCAGUGAACCCCACCCGGCCCCUGCUCGCUCCCUCUCCCCUCUGGACCACUCUAACUCUAGUCAGGGACUCAAACUCAAGAAGAGUGGUUCAAAGUCACUUUCCCAGAAUUCCUCUGUGCUUCCUGAGGAAGAGGAUGAGAAGUCUUGCAGUGAAUUGGAGGCCUGUCGCCACAAACACACCGUGGACCAGCAGGAGUGUGGAGUGACUCCUGACAGCGAGAACCUGACUCUCUCCUCAUCUGGAGCCAUCGACCAGUCGUCGUGUACAGGAACCCCGCUCUCCUCCACCAUCGCCUCUCCUGAAGACCCAGUGAGCAGCAGCCUGGCCCAGUCUGUGAUGUCCAUGGCCUCGUCCCACUCGCAGCACUCCCACAUCAGCACUGACACCAUGUCCUCCAUGUCAGGGUCCUACCUGGCCGGGGCGGAUGGCGAUCCUGGGCCAGACGACGGAGGAGAAGUGGAGGGCGAGGGGACCCAGGAUGCACCCAUGGACAGUCAAGGAGGGUUACAUCAGGACGGGGGCUUCUCCAAGGAGCCAAAGGAACAGAACUAUUCUGUGGCUGUAGAGGAGCAGGACUCAGAGGGAAACGAUGUAACUGAAGAGGACUGCUCCUCCCCGUCCAAUGGGAAAGGUGGGCGGACCAGGUGUCCAGAGUUGGCCAAUAACAAUCAGGGCGUCGCCCUCUGUGACACGCCCUCUUUGGGGUUGGAUAAUGAGCAGGCUCCCGACAGCCGAUUCGCUGGUCGCAUGUUCCCUGGAGGCUACAGACCGGUUUUGGAGCCCCGACCCCACCACACCUCCACCAGCAACAUCAACCUGGAGGAGGCAGAGAACAGAGACGGACAGAGUCCUAAACAAGCCCGUCACGGACCACUCAUUGUGUAACGACGUCACACAACACACACACACACACACACACACACACACACGUAAUGGUCAGCGUGGGCGUCAUCCCGCCGUGGAGCUGCGUCGCUGGAUACUCGCUGAACAGGGAAAACCCAUCCUCACCUUUCUGAACGUCUCCUGAACUGAUUGUUGUUGCUGAUGCUGACGCCGUGGACCGAUCAGCAUCACUUCCGUCUUGUGCACUUUUCUCUCACAGGAAUUUCCUUUAGCUCGUCUGUGACCCGGUUUGUUGUGGGGGCGGUUAUUUAUUAAGUCUAACUAACAGACGCUGUGUAUUGUGACACUGUCUAUCAAACAUACAUGCUGCUCCGUUCCCUUCACUUCCUAUAUUACCACCUAAUCAGUCAGGGCCUACUGUGAUCGGCAAUCGGAUUUAUUACUAAUGUGCUUCUUCGUCUCUGUUUUACUGUGUAUUGAAUAAGCUUUCACCAUAUUUACGUGGGCUCACCUCUGGACUCAAGGUGCCGACUCGCUCCUCGGAUCAGGGAGCUCCCGUCUCAACUUCGCAUGCAGCUCUCAGCUUCCUCUCAUUGUCACCAUGAUUUUUAAAAAACUGCUGAAUGUGAAUCCACUCACGGAUGGACUUGUUGGGUGGCGGAUCAGCCACCGCGAACAGAAAUGGACCAAUAGGACAAAAGAAGAGGCGUCUGGAAUGUUGGAUGUGGAUGAAGGAGAAUGUAGAGACAUGUCAAGCAUCAGCUCCACUGGAAUUAAACACUACAUCCUGAACUGUUUUUGUGAACUAGUUCUCUGAACACUCGCCAUCGUCACAUCAAUCCUAGCAUGUCAGUAUUGUUGUAGUGCAGCUGGAAGUCAUUAUGCACCACCAAGCAAUAAAGAUGCCAAAGCUGCAUCUCCUCCUUCUCUGCAGCACCAGGACUCUAGCGUACGGAUCUGUGCUUGCUCUCACCUGUUGUAUUUAAUUCAGUGUCUUUAAUGGUUACUUUUCCUUUGUUUUGCCGCUCUAAAGGAAUUAAUGCGACGUUACCUGAGGUUCAGAGCACGUGUUCCUGCGAUGAACCCUUCCUCUUUGUUUUGGUAGCUUCCCAAUUGCUGUUUUCUGUUUCCGUGGUUUCAUUUGUUGCAAAACACUGUUUAUUAGAAUGUGGACAAAAAUCUGUGAAGUAUUUGUAAAGGUUUUACACAAAUGACUGAAAAGGGACGAUUCCAACGUUUAAUGCACUCAGCCGUGUCCUGGACACGUGCAUGUUAGUCUGUGAGCCUGCAGCGUCCUGAACGGGACGUGUCCUUCUCUACUCUUACGUGUUCAACACUGCUGCACUAUUGUAACCAAGCUGCAAACAGUCGCGUGAGCACAGACCGAAUGUGUUCAUGAAGUCGUUCUCUGGCACCAGUCGUGGUAGAAAAUAAAGGAACGGGUCAUCAGAUACACAAGGCCCGGCUUUCUAGCAUUCGAGUGAAAAUGUCAACGUCAAACAGACAAUAAAGUUUUUGCAACUAAAUGGA